Melampsora larici-populina 98AG31 is the source of this 1017-nucleotide messenger RNA. RefSeq lists its product as uncharacterized. Lineage: Eukaryota; Fungi; Basidiomycota; Pucciniomycetes; Pucciniales; Melampsoraceae. The transcript has 4 exons. The coding region runs from base 1 to 1017 and encodes 338 amino acids. The record is from RefSeq and is a predicted model, not a curated record.
AUGACUCAAACAUUGACCAAAGAAAUCGUCUGUCGGAUCCUUGAGAGUCUAUGCAGCAGCACCAAUUCCCAAGUCUGUGACAAGGUGGCGGACGAAUACGAUCUCAGCACUGACCUAACCAUGAAGUUUGAAGACCGUUAUCGCAUGCCCCACAAAUACCUACUUGAUCUAAUCAGUGACGCCGAAGACCGACUGGAAUCGGCUAAGGCGUGUCUCCUUGACUUUGAUCCUGUUGGAGCACUAGUGAUACUCAAAGGUUUGGUGCCAGACAAAGAGAUUAAGGAGCAGAUCAGCAUGACGACGAUUUCACACGGGAUACUGAACUCUAGGAAGCAGGUGAGGUUGGCUCAAAGCGAGAGGAACUGGUUGAAAGUGAUUUCUUCGAUAGAUUACGUUGAAAACCUAUUCCUACGACCUCCUCCUCUCAAUAGAACGUGCAGUACUUAUCAAGGUUACCGGCUCCCCAAAGCCUGGUGCAUAUGGGCAAUGGAAUCUUACAUUUAUCUAGGGAAAUAUCAAAAGGCUGAGGAGAUGUUCAAUGAGAUCUCCACCAAAUAUACUCUCGAAUCGAACGAAAGACUUUGGCUCAUGGGCCAGUUGGCGUAUUGUAGUGGUAGAGUCGAAAUCGCACUUUCAUUAUUCAAGGCCUUGUCAAUUCAGAAAGAUACUCCUAUGAUUAGGGCUUUGGUUGAACGUACCUCGCUAGUCUAUGAACUUCUCACAUGUUUGAAUGGAUGUAGUACCGAUCUUGACUACCGGUGUGAAGUGUUUAUCCAUGCACAACGAACGUUCUUCGAAUGGACCGCAGGGAAUGGUUACGAUCGAGCUGUGCGAAGUGAGAUUAUCAGAAUAUUUUGCCUUAAAUCUUCUCCAAGCACGUAUCCUACUCUUUCAAAUGCUUUUGUCCCUGAUGAGAGCGCUCAGAUUUCCUCUAAUACUCCUAAUUCCUCAAAAAAGUUUGCUUUGUAUGGAGAUGGACUAGAUGAAUCUCUUUCAAGAAUGGAUACUUUAGAUUAG